AUGCCGUCGAUAUCGGGACAGGGGUCGCCGGUCGCGACCGCGUCGGCUUUGCCAGGGGAGGUCAUGGUGCGCGAGCCCCCCGCUCCAGCCGUAGCCGAGUCCCCUGCGCCCCCAUCGGCGCACGAUGAGGUGGUCAACAAGCUUCUGCAGCGGCCGAUAGUGCAUCGGAGCAACUCGACGCCGGUGCCACCAGCGCCGGCGGCAAUCGGUAAAGACAUCCAUCGCACGCUGUCUGGGACGGCCUCGCCGAACGACGCCCGCGCGCAGAGCUCGAGCGAGUCCAUCCGCGACUCGCCGCUGUCGACCAUGCUCCGCGGCCCGCUCGACGCUUCCGGAGGAGGUGUCACGCGCGCCCUCGGAUCGCACAUCGAAGCCGUCUUGUCCGCGCAAGUCGAGAUCGGCCGCGCGCAUCUCGCUCUCGAGGGGAUUGGGGCGGUUAAACCGGCAGGUCUUGACCUCGUCAACCCGCCCCAAGGAGAGGGGGAAGAGGAGGCGCAGAGAGUCGCGGACGCCGCGGACGCCGACGAGGCCGACCUGCUACGCCGCCAGAAGGGCGUCGAGGAGCUCAUGGCCAAGCUGUCCGAGCUCGCGACGUCCAUCAAAUCCUACCAUGCCAUCGGCACACCCGCGCACAUCUUCCCGACAUUCCCGCAGCACGCUACGCCAGCGAAACUCGCCGGCCUGCCCAGAGUCGCCAUCGCCAACCCUGCUAUGGCGCGCAACGAGUUCCUCCCCACGUCCGCGGACAGCCUCCCCGCGCCUGAACCCCGCCAGUUCCCGCCAAACCAGUCUGCCGCGACGACCAAGUUGCUCACCCCCAUUUCGCCCGCUGCAUCAGUGGCGCGCCGAGGUGUGCAGACCUGGUUCCGCAAGAAUGAGGGGAUCGCGGAUAGCCCGACCGAGCUCACGCCGGUCGAUAGAGACGGGGAGAGCAUGCGCAAGCGGCCAUGGUGA
Molecule: messenger RNA, 954 nt
Organism: Cutaneotrichosporon oleaginosum
Lineage: Eukaryota; Fungi; Basidiomycota; Tremellomycetes; Trichosporonales; Trichosporonaceae
Source: RefSeq, a predicted model, not a curated record